Molecule: messenger RNA, 1371 nt
Organism: Aspergillus calidoustus
Lineage: Eukaryota; Fungi; Ascomycota; Eurotiomycetes; Eurotiales; Aspergillaceae
Source: the annotation of a GenBank genome assembly
AUGGCCUCCUCUUUGUUCCACCCCCACUGUUGGAAACUGCCUCGUUCUGUCACAGACCUUCUCCAUCUUGUCCUUUCUUCCUACAUCCCAAGCAGAGAUUCCUCUGCCCUGCUGGACCCCAUCUACCAGCAGGUUACAGAUGAGCUCCAAGACUACCUAGACUCCCAUGGACAAUACUGGUGGCAGACCUCAGGGCACCUCCUCGCUGCCCUCCUCCACGAUGCCAACUACCCUCCCACCUCCCAGCACCACAUCCUCACCUUCUUCGGCCGCACAAUAGCCCCCUACAUGGGGCCGGCCUACAACCCCCGCUCACCACAGUGGCGCAGCUUCAUGACAGAUGACCAUCAUCCCAUAGAGCUAAGCUGGGACUGGCAUACUGGCCAGAAGCCCCCCACGGUGCGGUUCUCCAUUGAGCCCGUGGGACUCGAUGCCGGUACCUCCUUGGACCCAGACAACUCGCAUGCUGACGCUGUCUUCCGCAAAGCCCUCUUCAAGGCUCUGCCGGAGACCAACAUGGAGUGGUUUCAUCAUUUCGACCUUGCACUAGCUCCCACACACCAGGGUCCCGGCCUCAUGGAAGGCCACCCAUCCAAGCUCUUCUAUGCCUUUGACCUAACCGCCAAGUCCAUCAGAGCAAAGGCCUACUUCUUCCCCGGCUUCAAGGCCCGGGAGAGAGGCCAGACAAACCUCCAGGUCAUGGCCGAUGCCAUCGCUAGAGCACCACAUUGUACCCCCUCCUCAAACCAGCUUCGUGCCCUGCACGUCAUUGAGGACUUCGUACACGACAUAGACACCCCACGACUCGAAAUGGACAUGCUCGCCAUCGACAUGGAAGACCCCUCAACAUCCCGACUGAAGAUCUACUUUCGCAACCGUGCCUCGAGCUUCGCUUCUGUCCGACAGAUGAUGACGCUGGGAGACCGCAUCAUUAACCCUUCAAUGGGCCGUGGACUCCAGAACCUCCGCCGACUGUGGGACGCUAUGCUAGGGCAGGAGGGUGUCUUGGAUGACGAGCCCCUGCUACCUGCAGGUGAAGACUCGGACAACCACCGCACCGCGGGCCUCCUCUACAACGUCGAGCUUCCCGCCGGUAGCGCGGAGCCCAAGCUCAAGAUCUACAUCCCCGUCCGCCAUUAUGCCUCCUCUGACGAGACGGUCAUCUCGGCUAUCCACGGGUACAUGGAGUGCGUGGCUGGGACUGGGAAUGGAUUGGAGUAUGGCUAUGCUGAGACGAUGCAGCGCUUGUUCAGUCCGGAUGCGUUGCAACAGCGAGGUCUCCAUACGUAUAUUGGGUGCUCCGUGCAAGCUGGUGGGCAGCUGAGGGUGGUGUCUUAUGUGAAUUGUCAAGGGGGGAAGAUGGUGCAGUAG